AUGCCUUCGCUGAUGAGCCAACCGCCAUUCAGCAUUUUGAGCGUGCCCUUAUUCUACGUAAAUGCUGUGGAAAAGCAGAUAGGUGCACGGAUUUGGCUUGGUGUUAGUCGGAAGCGCCGCUUGACACGCAGCGAAUGUUUUGAUUACGACGAGUUGCCGAUGGAAAGUGCCAUUGAUUCGUCGGACAGCCAGGAAAAGAACGCCGUAUCGCAGUUUCGACAGCAACGGGUUCUCAAGGGUUUGUAUUUCAAAGAUGGUAAGCGGAGGAUAGAUUAUGUUUUGGCUUAUGAAAAUGACGAAACGGAAGAUGACGAUCCCUCCAGCACACAAAUCAUGGAUGAAAUUUCUCCGACUUCCCGGGUAAAAGGAAGCAAAAAGGCAGCAAAACGACAGCAGUAUGAGGCAAAUUUGAGGUUAUUGGGUCUGGAAUUGGAGCACGUCAGUGGAACGGUACCUCUUUUUGUUCUCACCCCCUAA
Gongylonema pulchrum is the source of this 477-nucleotide messenger RNA. The record is from the annotation of a GenBank genome assembly. Lineage: Eukaryota; Metazoa; Nematoda; Chromadorea; Rhabditida; Gongylonematidae.